GAUCUAUACAGGAAUCAAAUAGCUAAUUUUCAGGAUCUGAGGGAAGAAGUUCAUGCAGUAAAGGAGUUGGUGGAGGACAAUUUUGAAAAAAAAAAUGCAUCAAGACAACAGCCCAAGAGUCAAAAGAACACCUUAGCGGGAAAUCGGAGGGAAGACAGUCUACCGGAAUUAAAUUUGUUCCAUAGAAAUGUGUAUGCCAACAUUAUCCCGCAAGAUGAUAUCAACUUGGAGGCCAUGAUUGAGCGAUUAGAGGAAAUAGAGAAAUACCAGGAAUCAGUUCGUCAGAGGUAUACCAAGAUAGUCUAUUCAGACCAAGAUUUUUGGGCACAAGAAGAAAAGGAUCGACUGCAUGCAAACAUGGACAAGAAUCCCAGCUCUCCCCAUCCCAUUAUAAUCACAAAGUCUACAGAGAAACAGAAACCUCUAGUGGAAAUUUUGUUGGAGGAACCUGUAGAAGGAGAUUCACUGCAAAUAAACAGAGAAGAGUUGUCUCGAUCCCCUCCGCACCAUUUUAUUCGGCAUCCACCAUCACAAGAUAAAGGACUUAGGAUCUCUGUUCCUCAUCAGAUGCUACAAAGUAUUCAAAAUUAUGGAGAGAAAUUUGACAGACACCUUCGGCUGACAUCUCAUGAGGAAGUGGGUGCUUUCAACCCAUGGCACAUUGCUGAGAGCUUGGCAGAAGAUCUCAUGAAUGACGCUUUAGGUGAGGUAGCAGCAGAGCUACAUGACCUUUGUGAUGAGUACGCUGAAGCUGUCUUCACUUCAGAGUUUAUGGAACCUGCAGAAAACAACCAUUAA
Staurois parvus is the source of this 798-nucleotide messenger RNA. Lineage: Eukaryota; Metazoa; Chordata; Amphibia; Anura; Ranidae. The record is from the annotation of a GenBank genome assembly.